GGCACGUUCAGCAGCAGCAGCAGCAGCGCGCACGACGACAGUGAGAGCAGCCCUUUUCCCAUGAUGGCCGAGGUCGCGACGAGGACCUCGUGAAUUUUUCUGUGAUACCUCGGGGUUUUUGUAUAUUAGAAUGACCAUGAUCUCCAAAACCGCGGUCGGUAUCGCCGUCGGGAUCGCCGGGAUCUUCGUCGGCUACUGCUUUUACUUCGACCAGAAGCGCCGCAGUGAUCCCGAUUUCAAAAAGAAGCUCCGCGAACGUAGAAGGGCUAAGAAGCAGGCGCAGAAGGCUACCUCGAAGAUACCGGAUUUGAGGGAUCACGAAUUGGUGCAGAAGUUCUUUUUGCAAGAGGUACAACUCGGCGAGGAGUUGCUUGCUGUCGGUGAGAUAGACGGCGGAGUCGAGCACUUGGCCAAUGCGGUGGCGGUCUGUGGACAGCCAGCUCAGUUGCUGACAGUACUCCAGAAGACUCUGCCGCCGCCAAUCUUCCAAAUUCUGGUGCAGCGACUACCAGUUGUCGGCCAGAAGAUAGUAUCGCAAACUCAAAUGGCGGAGGAGGACGUUGAGUAGAGGAAUAUAAAGUUUCGUUGACAAUAUUUGAAUCUGAAAUUAGCGAGGAGUCUCUGCUCAUUUUUGCACAAUAUGAGUGCGAAUAUAGUUUACCGUCUAGAAAAAUCCUACAAUUGUACAAUUCGUUGUCCUGUAUCGAACUUCCAUUUUUCUUAAGUAGACGUGCAUGUACCAAACUGUAUGUAAGAAAUUUUUACAAACAUUCAUUAUUUUAUUAUAAGCGGAUAUAUAUAUUUUUAUGUCCGUUUAUUUGAAUAAAAUAAAUUUUAUCGAAUAGCGAUUCUGACAAUUUUUGACAGAUAUAAAGCUUAUAGUUAUUCUGAUGUCAAAUCAGGAUUUAAUUUCUCCGCAAUACAAUUGUUGUAUGUUCUUAAAAAAAAGAUGUAAAGAUCUCUGAGGUACACAUAAGGCUCUAAGUAUUUCCGUGAAAAGUAUAUAUUCAAUACAAAAUCUUGCACAUUAUUGAAAUAUUCGUAAUCUUAAUGGAUUUAAAAUCUAUUCAGAUGUAACUAUCACAGCAUUUUGUAUGCAGUCACUCACUCUUUCUUAUUUGUAUUGAUUUUAUAUUCUAUGAGAAAAAUGUGUAAUUUGUCCUUAACGAUUCACGUUCGCAUAUCCUGCUUUUACCAAUAAUAUUUUUCUAAUACCAAGAAAUUUUCUUUUUGUUACUUUGUUUAUACAUACUAUAUGUAUAUUAUUGAUUUGUUAUAAUAGUUAAACGAGUUAUUGUACACAGGUUACAAGUUCCAUCAAAAUAUAAAUUUCUAAGCAGAUUACAUAUAGUUAGUGUUUCAGUCCGAUUCCGAGCAGCAUAUGUCGCAUAUAUGUGUUCAGGAGUUGACGCUAAUGAAAUAAAUCAGUAAUGUUUUGAUUAAAGUUGCGUUCAGUAGAAUACGCUGUCACUAUCACAUUUGCGAUACUGAUGAGCAUAUACGUUGCCUUACCUUGGUGUAGUAAAUGUGGAAAAGUGACUAGUACAACGCCACAAUCUGUGGAUCCAAUUGUAAUCUUAAACAAUUAUUGUAAUCGUCGUGAGCUACGAUGUUGACAUAUUCAGUAUAUUGCACAUUCAACAUUUACAAAAAAAAAAAAUAUGAGAGAUUUACCUCCUGUGCUCUCAGAUGUAUCAUUAUAUUCUGGAGGCAUUUACAAAAGUAUGUAUCACAGUUGGAAGAUUAUUGUAAAUCUUACGAUGUGUGUAUCGCUAUGAAUUUGUGCAGAAAUAUGUAUUUUGUAGAUAAAAUCUAAUGUCAUUACACAAAUGCUAUAAAUGCUAUAAACGCUAUAAAUUAUUUUAAAUAUAGAUACAUGUUAUAUCCCAAGAUAUUUAACUCUCUAUCUCUAUCUCUCUCUAACAUAAUAAACAAUUCAGAUACACAUUACUUUCGAUAUGAUAAAUUAUAUUCUUAUAAAAGAGAUACACUUGAAAAGAGAUUCUAUCAAAUUAGCACAAAUUGAAGAAAUAAAAAUAAAUAGAAAAUAUUUAUUGUGCGCACAGGAAUACUUCGGGAACAUAUUUUAAGCGUACAUUAAAUUACUAUUUGAAAUAAGACACAGUCGAGAUAAAAUAUAAAACUUCUUUAUUUAUACGUGUAUAAAUUUCUUCUCUAUUGUAGCUUUAAUAAUUCCCACAUACAUAAUCAUACCUACACAUUACAGUCUUAUCUAUAUACAAUUAUAUACGUGUUUCGCACACAAGUACCAAGAAUAUUUUUAUGAUCGGCACAUAAAUAACAGACGGAAAACCCAAUUAUGAACAGUGAAAUUACACAAUGCUCUUGAUACUUUGUAACUUUAUAUAUAUUAAUAACAUUUCGAAAUGUGAAAUAAAAUUUUGAGUUAUUCUCUUAAAAUGAGGCAUUCAAAAAAUUCAACAAAAUCAAAGAUUUACAGUAUGCUAUAUCAUGAGCUAUAUAAAUUGUGCACGUACAAAACUUGACUAUUACAAUCUGUUUGAUGUAAACGGCAUUAUAUGUAUAUAUCACAUUAAUUGUUAACAAUCUGUACAUGGCAGUGUUUUGCAAUAAACUAUUAUUUUUCAA
This is a messenger RNA of Wasmannia auropunctata (little fire ant), 2610 nucleotides long. RefSeq names its product mitochondrial import receptor subunit TOM20 homolog (gene Tom20). The transcript has 4 exons. Gene Ontology annotation, biological process: tRNA import into mitochondrion; protein targeting; protein import into mitochondrial matrix. Gene Ontology annotation, cellular component: mitochondrial outer membrane; mitochondrial outer membrane translocase complex. The coding region runs from base 131 to 568 and encodes 145 amino acids. NCBI's taxonomy places the organism in Eukaryota, Metazoa, Arthropoda, Insecta, Hymenoptera, Formicidae. The record is from RefSeq and is a predicted model, not a curated record. Gene Ontology annotation, molecular function: transmembrane protein transporter activity.